Messenger RNA from Didymodactylos carnosus, 1241 nucleotides. Lineage: Eukaryota; Metazoa; Rotifera; Eurotatoria; Philodinida; Philodinidae. The record is from the annotation of a GenBank genome assembly.
AUAUCCUAGAAUAAUGCUGCCUUCACCGAGUCGACUCUUCCUGUUCAUCCUAUUUUUCUGGUUUUGUUGUCUUCUUAUAGUUCCGCGCUUUGUGUUUAGGGGGUUGGGCUAGUCGACCGCAUGGCUUGUUUGACGAAAUUUCGGGAAUCACUAACAAUCCUGUGGAAAGUAUCAAUGCGGUGGUCAAAAAGUGGGUUGCCUGGAAGGAAUUAACAAGUGAUAAGCUGGUUCUGUUCAUGUAUCUGUUAAUGGGCUAUUAUUGUAAUGAGUUAAAACGUGGUUUUUGUGACGUUGGCAAUUAUCAUUUGAAGGUAACAUCAAAGCAACAUAAAACCGAUCGCUCCUUGUUGUCAUUGGUAAAUGCGUAUAAUCCCAACGAGAUUCUGGAAAAAGCAAAGCAAUUAAUGGAAGCACCGUCAUCUGCACUCACGGACUUAUUAUCACCAAUACCAUCACCUCCAUUGCUCGAUUUAGUGCAUGUUGAAAAUUCAAAUCAACCUCACGAUCAGUUCUCAUCAUCUGAUAAGACAGAAAAUGAACCACGAUCAGCAUCAUCAACGUCAAUGAUAACAGCACCCCCAGUAGAUGCACAAGCCGUCGUUCGGAGAACAUUAACACCUAGGACAAAAGCAGCAUUAUUAGUCGAUCAAAACUGUGUAAAGUUUGAUCAAGAUGAUAGAUUUUUUACGGUUACAUCACUUGAUCAACAAAGUAUUUAUGUGGUCCAUAUGCGUGAUCCAAAUCGUUUAUUUAAAUGUUCAUGUCCAAGCACUCUCCAGUUAUGUUCUCAUAUAAUAGCCGUUAAAGUAUACCUGAAAAUGCCAGUGAACGAUAACGAUUAUACGUUGAAUGCUGGUGCCGAUCGAAAAAUGGCAACAAAAGAAAACAAGGAUGGUCUUAGCGGACGAAAAAGGCCAAGACGAGUUGAUAAACAAGCCAACAAGGUUUAUGAGCAACGGUUACUUGCCCAACCUUCAACAUCAACAAUCACUCCACCACAAACGAGAGCAACAAGAAAUACUUUACAACCAUUCUGCAAUAUUGCAAAUAUACAAUUAACAACAACCCAAUCGUCAAUUAAUUCGUCACCAGCAAUACUAUCACAACAACAAACUGCCACUGCAUCUCCCAGUCAACCUUUUUCAUCAUUUCUACCUGCACUUCGAGUUAUAUCGAUUCAAAAUAAUCCACAAUCCAGUUUAAAUUUAUCACAACAGUUUUGUCUAGUGAAACCAAAAUAG